AUGCCGCUGACCACGAUUCGCACCGCGCCUUCGGCCGACUCCUUCACCUCGCUCGCAGACCAUCAGUCGCAAACACCCACAAACUUCUAUGGUGGAAAGCCUGUUUUACACUACCAAGGCAUCGGUCACCGCGCAAUUGCACCCCGAUCUCAGAUAUCAAAAUUACCGAUCUUCGCACGGGGCGCUGAUAGGCAAGCGCAGUCAGAUGUGGCCACCGACUCGGGACAGGAUGACCAAAAAAUCGUCGAAGUGGUAGACGCUUUCAUUAGCUCAGAGAAUCUCACCUUGUUCAACCCAGCCACUUCAACCGGCGUUUCGAUCCCGUAUCCCGCCAUUUCACUCCACGCAAUUCAGCGACUGGACGACCCCUCCAACUCCAGUCAGGAGAUACAGGGUCUUUAUAUGCAGCUGGAGCUGUCGGAUCUCUCCGCUGCUGCCAACGACGACGAGGAGCAAGAGAUUGUCGAACUGACGCUCGUAGCCCAGCCGUCGGACACGGGAAGUUCGGCGAUCCAAACCCUGUUCGAGGCGGUCUCCAAUUGUUCAAACUUACACCCAGACCCAGCAUUUGGGGAUGAAGAUAUGGAGGGCGGGGAGGACAGCAGGAUAAUUUUUGAAGGGAGUGUUGGCUAUGAUGGUAUCAGUGGUCUUCCUGGGGUGCAGCGAGGCGCCGCCGAUGGUGGGCUCCCUCCUCCAUUUCCAGGCAGUGGUGGCUGGAUCACUGCUGAGAAUGUCUCGGAGUAUUUCGACGGCGAUGGGAACUGGAUCGGGGGUGAAAACGGUGCGGGUCUAGGAGAAGGCGCUGGCAGAGUACGGGCUCGAGACGAGGUGGACGGGGAGGAGGGUGGCGUUAACGGACAUGGAGCGCCUGAUUCCGAUGAGAACAAAAGAGCUAGAACCGAUUGA
Venustampulla echinocandica is the source of this 906-nucleotide messenger RNA. RefSeq lists its product as uncharacterized. The transcript is spliced from 2 exons. Lineage: Eukaryota; Fungi; Ascomycota; Leotiomycetes; Helotiales; Pleuroascaceae. Gene Ontology annotation, biological process: mRNA cis splicing, via spliceosome. Gene Ontology annotation, cellular component: cytosol; spliceosomal complex. The coding region runs from base 1 to 906 and encodes 301 amino acids. The record is from RefSeq and is a predicted model, not a curated record.